Cylicostephanus goldi is the source of this 261-nucleotide messenger RNA. The record is from the annotation of a GenBank genome assembly. Lineage: Eukaryota; Metazoa; Nematoda; Chromadorea; Rhabditida; Strongylidae.
GACUGUUGGGCGCUUGGAGUGCUACUGUAUCGACUCUGCUAUCGGGAAACUCCCUUCCUCAAGUGUGACGAAGCUCUGAACUUGCACUACGUAUUACCCGAUGAUGUUUCUCUCGAAUUGGACGAUCUGUUCAUGCGGGUAUUUCACGAAAACGUGCUCUGCCGAGCCGAAGCCUGGGAGAUUCGUCACCACCCGUGGACAAUAGCUGGCAGUAGAAAGAGCUACACUCUUAGCGGUCUCAUCACUGAAAGUACAGAAUAG